This is a messenger RNA of Dendrobium catenatum, 1351 nucleotides long. RefSeq names its product probable inositol oxygenase. NCBI's taxonomy places the organism in Eukaryota, Viridiplantae, Streptophyta, Magnoliopsida, Asparagales, Orchidaceae. The transcript is spliced from 11 exons. Gene Ontology annotation, molecular function: iron ion binding; inositol oxygenase activity. Gene Ontology annotation, cellular component: cytoplasm. Bases 246 to 1160 code for a protein of 304 amino acids. Gene Ontology annotation, biological process: inositol catabolic process. The record is from RefSeq and is a predicted model, not a curated record.
AGUUGCAGAGAGUUUUUUAGGCUUCAUCCAGAAGUUAUUAUCAUUAAAUUUUAAUUUUAUCUUCAUUAAAAACCGAUUUUGGGCUCUUAGCUGGAUUCCUAUCACCAUCCCUCUUCAUUCGUUGUAUAUAAUGAGCCUCUUUCUUCCCCCGGACUGAAUCAGAGAAAGCAGAGCAAGUCUUCUCUCUUUGCUUCCCAUUCAUAUCUCCCAUUCCUGUUCCAUUCGGCUUCGGAUUUGCGGAGAAGAUGACUAUCACGCUAGAGCACCCUCGUAUUGGAGUUGAUUUGGGUGAGAAGAAGAUCAUCCCUGAUACAAACGAACUGGAUUUAGAUGGCGGUUUCUCUGUUCCAGAAACAAACGCCUUUGGCCAGACUUUCAGGGAUUACAAUGCUGAAUCUGAGAGGAAAAAGACGGUCGAAGAAUUCUACCGCACUAAUCAUCUUCAUCAAUCUUAUGCUUUUGUGAAGAGGAUGAGAGAAGAGUAUGGGAAGCUAAAUAGAGUGGAGAUGAGCAUAUGGGAAAGCAUUGAAUUGCUUAAUGAAUUCGUCGAUGACAGUGAUCCUGAUCUUGAUGAGCCCCAGAUUGAGCAUUUGUUGCAGACUGCAGAAGCUAUCAGGAAGGAUUAUCCAAACGAGGAUUGGCUUCACUUGACUGGCCUUAUUCAUGAUCUUGGAAAGGUUCUUCUUCAUCCUAGUUUUGGUGAGCUUCCUCAAUGGGCUGUUGUUGGUGACACAUUUCCUGUGGGCUGUGCUUUUGAUGAAUCUAAUGUGCACCACAAGUUUUUUGAAGGGAACUCAGACUACCACAAUCCCAAGUUCAAUACCAAGUAUGGUGUUUAUUCUGAAGGGUGUGGCCUUGAGAAUGUGCUAAUGUCAUGGGGUCAUGAUGAUUACAUGUAUCUGGUGGCUAAGGAGAACAAGACUACUUUGCCUUCAGCUGCUCUCUUCAUCAUCAGAUACCAUUCCUUCUAUCCCCUCCAUAGAUUUGGAGCCUACUCAUACUUGAUGAAUGAGGAAGACAAAGAGAACCUGAAAUGGCUGCAUGUAUUCAACAAAUAUGACCUCUAUAGUAAAAGCAAGGUUAGGAUUGAUGUGGAGAAGGUGAAACCAUACUACCUUUCUCUCAUUGAGAAGUAUUUUCCUGCUAAGUUGAAAUGGUGAAACUCCUCGCAAUAAGGUUCUUUUGCUAAAUGGUUAAGUGUGUACGUUAAAGGGUAUUGUGUGUGGAAUUGUUUGUAAGUGGAUAAAAGGGUGAUUAUCAAUUUUUUACAUGGAGAUUGUAAGGAUUCUGACUAUGCAGUUCAAUCAUAAAGAUAUGAAAUAAGCUUUAAGAAUCAUUUUUAUUUGUGUUA